Grus americana (Whooping crane) is the source of this 6083-nucleotide messenger RNA. RefSeq names its product alkB homolog 5, RNA demethylase (gene ALKBH5). The record is from RefSeq and is a predicted model, not a curated record. Gene Ontology annotation, molecular function: oxidative RNA demethylase activity. Bases 450 to 1589 code for a protein of 379 amino acids. NCBI's taxonomy places the organism in Eukaryota, Metazoa, Chordata, Aves, Gruiformes, Gruidae. The transcript is spliced from 5 exons. Gene Ontology annotation, biological process: mRNA processing; mRNA export from nucleus. Gene Ontology annotation, cellular component: nucleus.
UGCGGCGGGGCGCGUGCGCGGCGGGGCGGAGCGGGUGCGGUGGGCGGCCCUGCGGCGAUCCGGGAUGUCGGGCUGGCUCCUGGUGACGUAGCGCGCCGCUCGCGCCGCGGGAAGGGCCGCGCGAGACCCCCGGCCGCCGCCGCCGCCGCCCCCCGCCCGGCCCGGCCUUCCCUUCCCCCCCCCCCUCACCCCCGGUGCGAUCCCCCCGCCAUGGGCAGCGCCGCGGCGGCAGGAGCGGGCAGGGCGCCGCGCCGCGCCGGGGCCGCCGCUGGGCAUGUGCCAGGCCCGGCCGCCGCGUGAGCACCGCCGCCGGCACCGGCAGCAUUGUCCGCGCCCGCCCCGGGCGAAGCCCAGGGCGGCGGGUGCCAUGAAUAGCAGCUGCGCGUCCCCUGCCGCCCGCCGCCGCCUGCAGCGCCGGGAUCGAUAGAGGCGGGGGCUGCGGACGCACUAUGGCCGGCAGCGGCUACACGGACCUGCGGGAGAAGCUCAAGUCCAUGAUGCCCUACCGGGACGGCCACAAAGGCGGCGGCGGCAGCCUCCCGCGGGAGCCCCCCGACCCCCCCUACGAUCGCAAGCGCCGGCACCAGGAGGACUCCGGCUCCGAGCCCAGCGACUACGAGGAGCAGAAGGAGGAGGAAGAAGCUCGGAAAGUCAAAAGCGGCAUCCGCCAGCUUCGUCUCUUCAGCGCCGAGGAGUGCGCCAAGAUCGAAGCUCGGAUCGAGGACGUGGUGUCCCGGGCGGAGAAGGGGCUCUACAAGGAGCACACGGUGGACCGGGCGCCGCUGCGGAACAAGUAUUUUUUUGGGGAGGGCUACACCUACGGGUCUCAGCUGCAGAGACGAGGCCCCGGCCAAGAGCGCCUGUACCCGCGGGGGGAGGUGGACGCCAUCCCCGAGUGGGUGCACGACCUGGUGAUCAGGAAGCUGGUGGAGCACCGGGUGAUUCCAGAGGGCUUUGUGAACAGUGCCGUCAUCAACGACUACCAGCCGGGGGGCUGCAUUGUCUCCCACGUGGACCCCAUCCAUAUUUUUGAGAGGCCCAUCGUCUCCGUCUCCUUCUUCAGCGACUCAGCGCUCUGCUUCGGGUGUAAAUUCCAGUUCAAACCCAUCAGGGUCUCGGAGCCCGUUCUCUUCCUGCCUGUGAAGAGGGGAAGCGUCACGGUGCUCAGUGGAUAUGCAGCUGAUGAAAUUACACACUGUAUUCGACCACAGGACAUCAAGGAGAGAAGAGCUGUCAUCAUCCUUCGAAAAACAAGACUAGAUGCACCUCGAUUGGAAACAAAAUCCCUGAGUAGCUCUGUGUUACCACCAGGUUAUAACUCUGACCGUCUAUCGGGAAGCAACCGGGACCAGAUCCUGAAACCAAAGCGGUCCCAUCGCAAAGCAGAUCCGGAUGCUGCUCACAGGCCACGGAUUCUAGAAAUGGAUAAAGAGGAGAACAGGCGUUCAGUCCUCUUACCAAAACAUAGGAGACGGAGCAACUUCAGCUCCGAGAACUAUUGGCGAAGGUCUUACGAGUACACGGAGGACUGUGAUGAGGAAGAGGAGGAUGGCAGCCCAGCCAGGAAAGUUAAAAUGAGGCGACACUGAGGAUUGCACUUUCCAGGCUUGUGGAGCUGAUGAGAUUGGCCUCCAGUCUGUGAAAACUUUCUCCUCCCUCUGGCUAUCUUCCAUCUAGCUUCAGUUUUGGUUUUUCCUUUCAGGCUGAAGAGUAAACAGGAAGGAUCUAGCAAUUUGUUUUUAUGAAUGGAGGAAUGCUGAGACAUACAUAAGGAUGGAACAUGUCCAGUGCACAUGGUGUCCUGAGUCAUGGGUCAAACGGGCAUCUCUCCCUUAGGAAGCAGAUAAAGUUAUGCCAGGCUGUCUGUUGGGAUUUCUUUUGAAAACACCAAAAAGUUUAACUGUUUCAUUGCGCAAGAUUCAAGAAUUGUAUUUUUGUUUUUUGCUUUAACUUUCUUCCUUUCCAAAUGUUCUAAAUAUGAUGUUUGACCCCAGGAGCUGAAACUCUCUGUGGUGGCCUUGUAUUCCUUGCUUCACCAAAGGGCUCCUUGGUCUGCUCUUACCUAGUUGUUGUUGGGUUGUGUUUUAAGGGUGCCCUGCAGUAACUGGAAGUUUGAAGCUUUGCAGACCCCUCUUGCGUCUGAUUUCAAAGGGUUUAGGACAUUUUUGUUGCACUUUAGUAGCAGUUUUAAAUGCCAUAGGUUUCCUUUCCAGUCCCUUUUCCCAAGCCAGCAUGGGCUCACAGCUUUGUGUCCCUGUGCUGCUCUCUCCAAGAAGAAUGUACUUGAGCUCUGGUUUCUCAGUGCUGGUCUGACCGGGGAUAUAUUUUGGUUGAGGAGGGAGGAAACAUGGCUGGUUUCAACUGAGGCUGGCCCAGCAUUGACCCGAGGUCCAUAUUGGAGCCCCGGGGCUGCUGAGUAACCGACCGCAUUGAGUACAUGCUGCUUCCCAGAGCUGGAGAUAGCAAAGAAGAGUAGGAGAGAUGCUGUGCUUGGGAGGAUGCUUGGCUUGAGAAGAGCUGUCCUCCACUGCCAGGGAGGGGGGCUGGCUUUUAGCCCCCUGCCUCUUUUAGCUGGAGAGAGUUGAGAUGGCGUGGCAUCCCAUCCCAAGGGACUGGCUGUGCCAGAGCAGGAACGGGCACUGCCGUGGCCUCGGAGGAGCUGGGCAGCUUGGCUGCGGUCUGUCCCCUCCAAGGCUGGCUCUGGGAGCGGGGAUGCUGCAAGGGUCUGGUUUGGCCACAGUUCAGUGCAUUCAGCAGCUAGUGCUGCAGCGAUUGCCCGCCUCCUCCGGGCUUAUUCCUGCCUGUAUUCCUGGGGUAAGGAGUUUUCUGGUUGCUACAGAAAAUGCUGAGAAGAACUGGGCAUUUGGCCCUGCGGAGUUAAUGUUAGAAAGUCUGCUGCCUUCCUCCUCUUUUCCCACCCAGUUUGCAUUAGCUCAGACCGAAGCCUCAGUGUUUUCAAAGUUUGGGGCCCAACACCAUAUUUAGAACUGUACUUUUAAGAAACUUCCUCCAAUUGAUUCUUUGAACCCAAGUGUUGGCAGUUGUAAGGAGUAGUCUUAUUUUUAAAUUUUUACUGCUUUGCCCUUCCUCAAAUUGUAGUUUUUCUUAGUGUUGUGUCCCCCACACACUUCAUGGUCUGCACGCUUGGCAAUAAAAAGAUGUAAUAUAUUUUGAAACCCGUUUGCUGCUGUCUUGAGGGGCUCCCAGUCAAAAAACCCCCAAAACCUAGGCAUUGUUCCCCAGAGCGCUGUUCCAUGGUGAUUGAGCACGUUUGCUGACAUCUCGGUCUCGGUGUCCUUUUCCCUCUCGCUGACUUCCGCAGCUCCUGCCACUCGCCCGUUGUUGGGGUUACUGCUCAGGCUGGAUCUAGUGGUUACAUUAGUGCAAAGGAAAUUACUGCCACCUUCAACGCCACUAGUCUGCGGGGGGUUGUAGGUGAGGCCCCCAGUGCCUGUCCUUGGUUCUAUUUAUCCAAUUGUUUUCCUGGCAAGAGCCCCCAUCGGCUUGGUGCGGAGGUACGGGCACAGCCUUCGAAAGAACCUGUCUUGUCUGCCCAGAGAUCUGAAAGUUCAUGCUUCUGCUGCUUCUGAAACCUUUAAAAAGCCAUUUUCAGACCACACUUUGCGUUUGAAGUUGUGUUCCUCACCCUCCCAGCUUUCUGCAGAGAAUCCAGGCUAGCUCUUGGCUACAAACGCCUAGUUUUGGAAAGCUUGGCAUUCCCCUGAUAGCAAAACCACACACAGGGAGCAGCGAUCCCUUCUUCUCCUUAUGGCUGGUGCAAACAUUUCCAGCAAGCUAGAGACCUGCUGGCAGGAUACCUGGCGAUGACUGUUUCUAACUGUCUUUCUGGAUUCAUCCUGGAUGUGCCCCAUGCCCUCCCCAGUGCCAGGCUCUGCUGUGGGUACUGCUGACGGUGGCAGUAGUUUCUGCCGGAGGUCUCUGCUCUGCACAGCCUGCUCUCCCCCUCCAGCUCCCAAUUUUACUCCUACCUCUGCAAUACGGAUACUGUACCCUGGUGUCUCGACUCAGAAUGAAGCUGGAAGCAACUUGCCUUAGCGGGGCCACUUCCCAGAGCAGGACUCCCAUGGGAUGAGGCAUUGGCUCUAUCUCUGCUGAAGGCUGAACAAGGCAUGCUGAGCUCUUGCCUCUAGCCUGGUACCAACCAUCCCCUCAUCCUGGUCCUUGUGCAGUCUGUACAUGUGCACGUAUCCUUCCUCUCCCGGUUUGUUUUGGUAUUCCUGCAUGCCACAGUCAGGACCUUUCCCCUCCUUCCUUUCUUCCCCCCUGCCCCACAUCCGUGCAGUGGGUCUGAGCUGGCAGCCGUGGCUGGAGGAGCUCCUUGCCGGAGCCGCUCUCCAGCUGCCGUCUGUUCUUGUGUGCAUUUGGUUUUCAACCUGACUGGUUGGGGCUUGACACCUUAGAGAGAGUGGGACGCAACCGGUCUGACCCGUAGCAUCUCUUGAGCGAGGAGUCCCCAGCGUGUAGGCAGGCCAUCUUCCCCACUUGUACAGACAUUUUUCUAUACACACGGAUGUAUAUGUGUAGAUAACAUGGUUUUUUAACUCUUUUGCACUGAACAACAUCGAAGUGAAACCUUGGUUUGAAACCGGAAGACACAUUUUCACAUGGAUCCAGAUGUCUAGAUCCCUUACCGUAACCUGUCUGGUAAAACUGUGGCUCAGAAAUGCUGGUGAUGCCCGUACCCGUUCUCUGUUGCUGACUGUCGGGCUGCCUGCAGGCUUCAGGUCAGGCUGGGGACAUGGAUCUGCUGUGGAGGAUGGAGGGUGGGGAACCCCAUUCUGGAGGCAAAACUUCUCCCCAUCUGCUCCGUGGGACAGGCUCGUGCACAGACCUGACCCGGUCAGAUUUGUCCUAUCUGUCUUGUCUGGCCGCAUGGUCCACCCUCCUCUCCAUCCACCAGCAGCGUGUCGUUCAUGUAACCUGCUCAGCCCCAAACUGGGAAUAAGGCUGCGUCCAGUGUGAUGACCCCGCGCACCCAGACCCGCAGCCCAGACCCUUUCCUAAGGAAGGGAGGGGAAGGUGGCGUUUGUCCCCGCUUUUCUGCAGAGAGCAGGAGGAAUUGCAUUUUGUUACCGCAUCUUGAGAAGACUUGGUGAUCCAACUAAAGCUCUUGCAUCACUCCCGUGGGCUGUAGGAAGAGAAGGGAGGGCUGUUUGCUGGCGGUGAGGGGUGAGCUGGCCUAGGGAGGGGCUGACGGGUCCCUGCCCGGCUGGGCUCGGCAGGCAGGCUGCCUGCAGCAGGGGAGCCCGGCUUGCCACAUCUGGCUCUGCACCUGCUGAACUCUCAUCCAGCUGUUAGUCAGGCAAGAGCUGUGACGCCCGGGAGCUGCGAUCCCGGGGCUUGGCUCACCCCAGAGAUGGCGGGGAGGGGUCGCUGGGAUGUGGGGCUGCCAACCCACUAUCCGGGGUGAGCCGGCAGUGGCACGAGCCAAUUUCUGCCGGGGUGAGAGCUUGGGCCUUCGGCUUUCGGUGCCGUUAGCACCUGGCGUUUGUCUCUACGUGUCCAAUCCCCACGGGCCGAAAGGGCUGCAAUGCUUUGAGGAUGGCGCAGGGGAACUGGGGUCCAGACCCGCAACAGCGGCAAAUAGUCUUUUAUCUGCCAAAAGCGUUCCCUUUCCCGGGCGGGAGGAGAAACGUUCGGCCAAGAAGCGUGCCUCUGCUCCUUCCCAUGCCCGUGCCCACACUUACAAGUUCUGGCUGACUUUAAUUUUGUUUUUUUUUUAAAGAUUCUAAUUUUUUGUUUUGUUACAAAUAAAAAUAAAAAAAUAAAAAAGAAAGUGGCAAUAUUUUUUUCCGUAAGCUUUUCCUAGGAAAAAGCGUGGUUUGUAACAAAGUUGUACAGUUCUGAAGUUUGAGAUACAAGAAGUACUGUGUGAAACGCUGUAAAUGGGGCAGAGAUUAUUUUAUGUACAGUCUGACGUGGGGGGAAUCUUUUAAUCCUGGUUGAUUCUUAGGAAGAAUUUGGUUCUUCGCUGUCAGGGUUUGGAAUUUCAUGGUUUCUUUUAUUUUUAUUUUUUUUCCUUGUAUAGAUUGCUGCAUUAAUUGAAUAAAAGCAGAAAGCAU